UCGUAGCUGUGCCAUCAUCGGUAGGUAGUGGAAUAUACAAAAAAAAAAAAAAAAAGAAAAAAAAGAGAAUAAAAAUCUUUUUUCCUUGUAAUUGGAACACUUCUUCAAAAAGGUAUAAAAAAGAAAAAAAAGCACAAAACACAAAACUGAAAAAAGAAAAAGUCACUGUGCAGUAGCAGUCUUCUAAUCUUCAGUAACAACACAAAUAAAAUCGUUGACGUAGAUUUUUGCAAACAAAAAAAAAACUAUUUUUCUUUAAACGCCUAAGUUAGCGUCGAAAAUAAAAACUACAUUCUUAUCAGAACGAGUUAGCUAUAGUUGGCACCUAUUGCACAAGCAGAAGGGAUAUUGAGAGCCGACAGCAAAAUGGAUAAAAUGGAUCCAGCUUUAGAGCAACAAUUCGAUUUGAAUUUAAUAGAAGCGGUUAAAAUGAAUCCGGUCAUUUAUGAUCGUUCGCAUUUUAAUUAUAAGCAUUUUGUUAGGAAAGCUCAAACAUGGAAGCAAAUUGCCGAAUCAUUGGGUGUUCCAGAACAAAAAUGUACCAAACGUUGGAAGAGCUUACGCGAUAAAUUCGCCAGAGAGUUGAAAAUUAGUCAGGAUUCGAGAUGGCGUUAUUUCAAACAGAUGUCGUUUUUAAUGGACUCAAUAAGACAAUAUCGUGAAUCAUUGCUGGGGAAAGUAAAUGCAGCGGCAUCUAUACCAGCGCAAACUACCAACACAGUAACUGCUCAAGUGGAGGCGACACCACAAAAUCAUCACCAACAAACGACACAGCAACAGGUCGUUGACAUAUUUACGACACCAUUUAACGGUAGUGCCACCAUAACAACUCAGGCUCUAACACAUCCACAUGCGAUUGUUGUAACUGGUGACACCCAAUUGGCGACCACUAGUGCGACGAAAGACCAAAAAACCUAUUAUUAUGAGCCCGCUUUGAAACGUGAACGUCCUGGUGAAGAGGAACAGCAACAACAGCAGCAACAACAGCAACAUCACAAUGAUAACAUGCUUGGUUCAAUAAAAAUUUUUCAGAAUUCAAUAAAUCAAGGUGUCAGCGCUGAAGAUCAAUCCUUUGGUAUGGUUGUAACCGAUAUGUUAAAUACGCUGGGCGUACGACAAAAAGCCGAAGCCAAAGUACAUAUUAUCAAAUAUUUAACUGAUAUGCAGCUGCUGGCCCAGCAUAAUAAAUACUGAAAAAUCAUCAAUGCAA
This is a messenger RNA of Glossina fuscipes, 1210 nucleotides long. It is a transcript of the gene Adf1, whose product is annotated as transcription factor Adf-1. NCBI's taxonomy places the organism in Eukaryota, Metazoa, Arthropoda, Insecta, Diptera, Glossinidae. Gene Ontology annotation, molecular function: DNA binding. Gene Ontology annotation, biological process: regulation of transcription by RNA polymerase II. The transcript has 4 exons. The record is from RefSeq and is a predicted model, not a curated record. The coding region runs from base 367 to 1194 and encodes 275 amino acids. Gene Ontology annotation, cellular component: transcription regulator complex; nucleus.